AUGCAUUUGGACUAGUAAAUGGAUUUUUAGAAACAAAACCACAUUUAAAGAUCUUUAUUGAAUAUAUAGGUCAAAAUGAUUUAAAAAGAAAUAUAAAUAUCAGAUAUCUCAGAAAUUAUAAUUUAGAUCUAAUAUAAAAUGGCAUUAAAGAAUAUUAAGACCUUUUUGAGGAAUUGA
Paramecium pentaurelia is the source of this 177-nucleotide messenger RNA. The record is from the annotation of a GenBank genome assembly. Lineage: Eukaryota; Ciliophora; Oligohymenophorea; Peniculida; Parameciidae.